This is a messenger RNA of Sinocyclocheilus rhinocerous, 1483 nucleotides long. RefSeq names its product deoxynucleoside triphosphate triphosphohydrolase SAMHD1-like. The record is from RefSeq and is a predicted model, not a curated record. NCBI's taxonomy places the organism in Eukaryota, Metazoa, Chordata, Actinopteri, Cypriniformes, Cyprinidae. Gene Ontology annotation, cellular component: nucleus. Gene Ontology annotation, molecular function: dGTPase activity. Gene Ontology annotation, biological process: defense response to virus; dGTP catabolic process; regulation of innate immune response. The transcript has 11 exons. The annotation marks the transcript as partial.
GUCUCCAGUCUGCUGCCGGAGAAGUUUACUGAAUAUGUUAGGGUUUACUACACAAAAAACUCUGACGAGGAGGAGAAGGAUGCAAAUAACUGCUUUGGUUGGUGGCGCCAUGACAAGUGUAAGAUUCUGGUCUAUGAUCAGAAAGAGUUCAGAGGCAAUGAGUGCUUGAUCACAGGAGACUGUCCUUCGUUAGAUGACUGUGGUAUAAAAGAGGUCCAGUCCUGUAAGGUGCGCAGAGGUUUCUGGAAGCUCUAUGAGGGUCGUGACUACAAUGAGGCAGAGUACCUACUGGAGCCGAGGAAAGAGUAUCACAGUCCUACAGAUUGGGGCUCCCAGUCCAAUGCUUCAGCUCGUUCUCUUAAACAUAACCUCAUUACCAUCAUCAUCAUUUCCAACAACACACAAGAACAUCACCAGAUACUUGAGAAGAAGAGAAGAUGUCUGCAUCUGAAGGCACAAAAGAUGCGAUUUUUAACAGUGUACGAGGGCAGAGAUGAAGACAAAUCCUUCCUGUAUGAGAUUGUGGCAAAUAAACAGAAUGGCAUGGAUGUGGACAAAUGGGACUAUUUUGCACGGGACUGUCAUCACCUGGGCAUUCGAAACAGUUUUGACCAUCAGCGUCUGCUGAAGUUUGCUCGAGUCUGUGAAGUGAACGGGAGAAAACACAUCUGCUUCAGAGACAAGGAGGCUGAUAAUGUUUAUGACAUGUUUCGCCCCCGAUACACUCAUCGCCAGGCCUAUCAGCACAAGAUCGGCUACAUCAUUGACACCAUGCUUGCAGAAGCGCUCGUACGAGCUGAUCGUGAUCUUCAUGAAGGAAAACCUGAAGAUAUGCUGAAGAUUUCUGAAGCCAUAAAGACAGCAGAGGACUACAGCAAACUCACAGAUGAGAUCUUUGAGCAGAUCUUGUCCUCCACUGCUGAUAAUCUGAAGAAAUCCAGAGACAUCUUGAACAAGAUCGUCAGAAGAAAACUGCCAAAGUUUGUUGCAGAAGCUCGACUGACUGAGAACAGCAUGUCAAAGGAAGAGCUGACAGAAACAUGGAAAGCCGCAGUAGAGAAGUACAAACGUACAGACCCGACUGUUUCUCUGAACGCUGAAGAUUUCUCAGUUUAUGUGGUUGAUCUGGAUUACGGCAUGAAGGACAAAAACCCCAUUGAAAAGGUCUAUUUCUACAGCAAGAGGAAGCCCAAUGAAGCCUCUGCCAUUAACGAUUAUCAGCUCUCCAGUGUCCUGCCACAGAGGUUUAAUGAAGAGCUGGUCAGAGUUUACUACAAAAACACUGAUGAGAAUAAAGAGGAGCUGAAGAAGAAAGUGGAGGAGGCUGAGAAGUGCUUUCAGAUCUGGUGUGAGUCCAAAUUUGGACUCCAUUAAUGUGCAUAUGGUUUAUAAUAUAUGCUAUUUAAGGUUGUGGCUGCACAAUCAGUACAUGUGUCUGUAAUUUCACUGAUUGUUUAAUUAAUAAACUGCAGGGGCAUUCAUG